Messenger RNA from Dimorphilus gyrociliatus, 3124 nucleotides. The record is from the annotation of a GenBank genome assembly. NCBI's taxonomy places the organism in Eukaryota, Metazoa, Annelida, Polychaeta, Dinophilidae.
AUAUUAACCCAGAAUAUAAUGUCGACCGGUGGCCAAAACGAGAAAGACUCAAGCAUAUCAAGUUUAGAGAGAAGACCAAGGCAGUUUCAGAGGAUGUAUUCCCUACACGUAACCGUUGAAAAAACUUCUAAAAGCAAACUACUUACCUUUUUUACAAUGGUAAGUAUUCUUUACGGAACAAUCAUUUUGGCCCUUGGCAUAACAUUUCCGAUGAUAGAAGUUACGACAGGAGAAUGGGGUAAAAAGACGGAAAAUGGCAUUUUUAUGGUUUAUUUAUAUGUGGUCGCUACCAUAUUUCUCUUUUGUUGUCAUUUUUUCAUGAUGGAUAAAAAUCAACCUAUGCCAGAAGCUCAGCAACAAACUGAUACUGGUAAUUUUGUAUGGAAUACGACGUUUUUAAGACAACAAGGUCGGAGUCCUAUCCCAUUAAUUACGCAACAACAUAUUGAACACCAAAUGCAAAAACGAAAGAAAAAAUCUGGGACAAAUUUUUAUUUACGUCUUGGAGCUUUAGCUUUUUGUGCUGGACACGUGACUUAUACUGCUUUAGAAAUUGAGUAUAAAUUUUUACAAGUUAAGGAUAAUUGCGAAGAUAGCGUUGGAACAAUAUGGACCUAUUUCUUUAGAAUAUUCUUUCUCAUUCUUCAAACCUUUUUCAUUUUUAAACAUUCAAAGCCCUGCGUUCAGAAUAAAAAGUUAACUGUCGCAAUAAUGGGGUUUAGUCACGUGAUUGUCACUAAUGUUUGUAUUUGGCUAAGGACGCUUAUCAACGAAAUCCGACUUAAUAUCAAUCAUCUUGAUGACCACUCAAAAACACAUCAUUCAGUAAAAAACGAAACUUCUACUAUUGAAAAUAUUCAGGAUGAUUUACCAAAUACCUCCAAAGUUUGUAUAGAAACGGAUUGGAAGAAGGAAUACGUUAAUGAAAUAGUGCCCAUACUAUUUCCUUUCGUAUUGGAAUACAGUCUUAUUGCGAUGGCUACGUUCGUCGUUAUGUACUUGAAAGUAGCCGAAGUUCUACCGGAUUACAAUAAUAGCGAGGAUGAAGAUUCGUCUAAUAGCGAAUCCAGCGAUAGCGAGGACGAUAUAGAAGAUAAUAAAUCGCUAGCAGCACUUGACAAUGCCGCAGCAUUGCAACAUAUGUCUAGCCUUCAAAAUAACAACAAUCAUCACCAUCAUCACCACCACCAUCAUCAUCACCAUCAUCUAAGGAAAAGUUUACUAGAUAAAUCCCACACUGGCCUAUUCUUUGGUAUUUUAUUUGUAACGAUGAUGAUCAUUUCAAUUAUUUUCUUUCACCAUUAUACUAAAAGAGGCGAAGGUAUGAAUGAAUUCAUAAAAACAUAUUUAAAAUUCUCUCUAUCAAUAGCAGUAGGAAUAGGGGUAAAUCAAACGACAAAAAUUUAUAAAUAGUAUAAACGAGGGUGCCAUCUGGAGUAUAUAACAAAAUGCUUCUAUUACAUUGUACGUUUAAUUUACAGUAUUUAAGAACGCUAUUGGUUAAAGUAAAUUUUUAUGAUUUCAUUCAAUUCGAUGUGUAGCUGAAAUUGCUAUUAAGAUUUAUUAUUCAAGCUGUAUUGUUGGGUACAUCAUAUUAUUCAUUGCAAGCCUGGUUGCACUAAUUCAACAAUCAAAACUGGAACACAAGGCCGAGGGUCCGAAUGUUGAUGAUGUUCUUUUAUUAAUAAGCCUUAUUGGUUCCUUAGUUUUAGAAUCUUUACUUGCUUAUGCAAAUGUUAUAUAUCUUAAAGAGAGGGAUAGUGGUGAUAUUCUAGCAAUUCUUGCUACUAUUACUGCUAUAAUCUCGAUUGGUCAAAGUCUUUUCCAAAGUGUCACAAUUCUUCUUGGACUCAGGGUUAAAUGCAUAGAAAGGGAAGAUAGAGAACGAAAACCCGGACGAGGUGCAGUAACUUUUCUCCUCUUGGGUAACGUAGCAGUUUGGGCAGCUAGAAGCUUUACUGCAAAAUCUUUAAAUCUCCGUAGAGUCGACGAUAUAAUUGGUGGAGUUACUUGGACAAUGAUUGUUAACGUAACAUUACCGCUAUUGCUCUUUUUCCGUUUUCAUUGCUCUGUAUGUUAUGCUGAAAUAUGGCACCACGUUUACAGACAUCAUCCGUUUCUUGAGCAGAGAAAUGUACCAACUAGAGAACAUCAAACGACUAUAUCAUCGGAACCAGAUAUUCAACAGAGUACAUUGUAGAAAGAAAAUAGAAACAGUUACUUUUAUAACAUAUACAAAUUAAUAUUAGCAACAGUAAAAUAACUUUUCUCUUGUAUCUUUCGUAGAGUGAAACCUUCUUUUUUUAUAUAUUUCUUUUAUUCCAAUAUCUACUUCUUAUUAUUUACUCGUAUAUUGCUUUAUUAACGUGCCAUUUAGAUAUAAAGACAAUCAACUACUUUUUUAUAAUGUCUCUCAAAUGAAUGUUCUUUAUUUCUUAAUACCUUUCUCUUUGAAUAUUGAAGCUAAUUAAGAAAAGAUGGAGAGUGAGUGUAAGAGAGAGAGAGAGAGAGGGGGAAGGGAGGAAGGAAGAAGCAAGGACGUUACAGUAUAAUUAGUUUUAUAAAAGAAAAUACACUAAUAAACAAACAUAUAGAAAAAGACAUAGUGUACAUAAACAUAUUAAUAAGUUUGAACAGUAUAUAUACAUAUAAAGGAUUAAAUAUAUUAUUAAAAGAGUUAAACUUUUAUGUUCAUUAUUAAAAAAAUAAGAAUGAUUAUCUUUUAUGUAAAGGAAAAGAAAAAAUAAGGAUCAAAUUGACAAGACAAUAUUCAAUACCGAAGAAAAGGUAUUUUCGACCUUUUAUGAAAAAAAUCAAUUAUCCCCAUUCUAUCGAUAUUAUGGCAUAAAAAGUAUUAUAUUUUUAAAGGAGAAAUAUUAUACCAUUAUAUUCAAUUAUCUAUUAAGAAUAGGUUGCUGUAAUGAUUCGUUUUUAUGAUACUUUUAUAGAAGAUACUUUGAUGUAUAAUCUAGGUAUUAAUUAUGUCAAAAUAUCUUAUUUAAAGUAAGAUUAACAGAAGAGAAAGGUAAAAAUAACAAAAAGUCAGAGAAAAACUUCAAUUUUUAUUUUAUGAAGAAUACUAAACAGAAAAUAACUAGAUUAAACUAAUCUAUUAAUAAUAAAU